This is a messenger RNA of Bubalus bubalis (water buffalo), 3084 nucleotides long. It is a transcript of the gene PRSS42P, whose product is annotated as serine protease 42. Lineage: Eukaryota; Metazoa; Chordata; Mammalia; Artiodactyla; Bovidae. The record is from RefSeq and is a predicted model, not a curated record. Gene Ontology annotation, molecular function: serine-type endopeptidase activity. Gene Ontology annotation, biological process: proteolysis.
AUGGCUUGCAGCGGCGAGAUGCGCCGUGGUCCCCAUGCUGCUACUCAGCUGCCGGCCGCGAGGGGGCGCCGCAGAGCGCAGAGGCUAUCGCGGAGCCCAUGGCGUCCCCUUCUGGUCUGGCUUCUGCUCCUUCAACCCUGGCUCACGGAGGCCUCGGAGGAUGGGUCGGCAUCCUUGCCUCCUCCAGCUCCCUCGGGAGGCGGCGCGAAGAACCGCAAGGUGGCCCAGCCACCCCCCAGAGGCGCUCCUGAAGUCCCCAAGUUGGUGGAGUUUAGCUUAGCGUGCGGCCAAGUGUUCCUGAAAAUCUUGGGAGGACACGACAGCGAGGAAGGGAAGUGGCCCUGGCAGGUGAGCCUGAGGGUCCGUAACAGACAUGUGUGCGGAGCUUCCCUCGUCACAGAGAGGUGGGUGCUGACUGCAGGCCACUGUAUUUUAAGCCAUUACCAGUACAGUGUAAUGAUGGGAGAUCGGAAACUCCAGGGUACAUUAUUAGGGUUGGUGGUCCCUGUCAGUCACGUGGUCGUUCACCCUCAGUUCUCAGCAAGUGGAGCCGUUAAAAAUGACCUUGCUCUUCUCUGGCUCCGCUACCCUGUAAAUUUCACUGGCGUUAUCCAACCUAUAUGCAUCCCUGAGAAGACUUUCCGCGUGCAAGCUGGGACCAGGUGCUGGGUGACCGGAUGGGGAAGGAAGCAAAAAUUUGGUGAGACGGGGAGGAGAUUUCUUUCUCUUUUUCAGGGAGAUUCUGGGGGCCCUCUGGUCUGUCGGUACAGUACCACAUGGGUCCAGGUAGGGAUUGUGAGCUGGGGCGUUGGCUGUGGUCGUAACAAUACGCCUGGAGUUUACACAGAAACUGCUGUCUACGCUAAGUGGCUAGAUGCAGUGGUGAACAAGGCUGCCUCUUUGUAUCCAGUGGUGCUCCUCCUGUUGCUGUGUGUGGUGUUGCCCCUGGGUCUCCUGGUGACCCUGUGAUCACCCUGGUCCACACUCCCCCCUGUUUCUGAGUCUCACACCUAGCCCUGCCUCUGAUCUCCCACUCCUAUUUUAGUGCCAAUUCCUGAAUUCCAUUUGGUAUCCACUGAUCUUGUGGAGAUUCACAUGACAGAGAGCUGGCAGCAAGAAGCCCUGGAAGUUUCCCUGCCUCAUCCAUGUCUACCCCUUGGCCGUGCUCUGCUUGCCAGGAAGGAGUGGGUGAAAACAUCCCAGCUGGAUGGACAGCGAUCUGCCAGGUGGACAUGAUGCUUCAUCCACAUCAUGGGGAACAUCUGGCAAAGAAGAGACAUCGUCACUGGUGAAGCAGUGUUAGAUCUGACACUUUUAUCAAACUGGUCUGUGUGGUGAUUGUUGGGAGAGAGCGAGGAGGCCCUGCCAUGUCUGCAUGCGAUUCAGUUAUCUGGGUUUGGAAAAGGUCCCCUGCUCCCCAGCGUAGAUCCACCUGUGAGUAUCUGCCUCUGCCACACAAGCCCUCCGGGGGCAACCCAGUCUUGGAACCCCCUUCCCAGGGCUCCAGUGGCCACAUCCAGGCUCACCCCAAGUUGUGUUGAAGUAUUACAGAGUGUGGAGACUUCUGACGUCAACCCAAUAAAUGUUUGGAGAGUCGUGUGUGUGUUCUGCAUCUCUACUGGUCUGGGGUCACUGAAGAGAACUUAUCUCACAUUUAGCUUAGAAAAGUAUUCAUGGUCUUUUAAAGCCCUGGAGUGAAGUGAUGUGAUGUGAUGUGAGUGGACAGAUGGCUUUAGCAGUUGGGUCCUGCUUCUGUGUCCCUCAUAGCUAUUAGCAUCUCUGCAGGGACCUUUGCAGGUGAAUUUGCUAGCCACUGCAUCUGGGAAGGAGGGAGUGAGAGAGAAGCCUGGAAGCCAAAGAGGGGUCAGGGCGUUGUGCCUAAACAUCACUCCACUUUUCUGUGUGAUCCUGUUGCUCCCCUUCUAGGUAUAUGGAGCCUGGAGCACCAGACUGCCUUGGCCAGGCUAUGGAGAACAGCACUGAGACUCAGGGAGGGGACAGUUUGGGUCGCUUACUGGUGGUUCAGACGGUAAAGAAUCUGGCCACAAUGCAGGAGACCUGGGUUUGAUCCCUGGUUCAGGAAGAUCCCCUGGAGAAGGAAAUGGCCACCCACUCCAGUGUUCUUGCCUGGGGAAUUCCUUGGGCAGUGGAGCCUGGUGGGCUGCACUCCAUGGGUCGCAAAGCGUUGGACACGACUGAGCGACCAACACCAUGCAUGGUGUGUUUCUACUGGCCCGUUUCCCUCACUGCCAUGUGGUCCCAGAUUACCUCUCUGUCAUUGUACAGAGCACUUCUCUGUUUCUUGAUUUCUUUCAUGAAAGCUUGAGUUUGCCUUCUUUUAGGAGAGGCUUGUGCAUUUUGCAUAUGGGGAGAAGGUGCAUAUGAAUAGUUAGGUGAAUAAAAAAGUCAACUUGAUGGUCUUAUGGCUUCUUUCAGACACUUCCUUCUGGGCAUAUAUGGUGUCAGGAUAAAGAAUACAUUUCCAACCUUCCCACCUGUCUUAAGUUUGGUAAUAAGUUCUGGUCAAUAAAAUGUAAGUAGUGAUGUUGAGUAUGAAUUUUGGAAGGUAUUAAAGAUACCUUUUAAAGAAAGAGAACAAGCCCUUUGUCACUUUCUUCUUUGCUGGCUAGAGUAUAUUCAUGGUGACUAGAGCUUGAGCAGCAAUCUUGGAACAUGAGGAACAUGUUAAGGGUAUAGAACAGAAAUUCAGAAGGCACUUGAGUCUCUGGAACGUAUAGAGCUGCCGUCACAUCUCUUUAUGCAAAAGAGAGAAAUGAACUUCUCUCUUAAUUGAGCCACCAUCACCUUCAGUUUCAGUUCCUCAUAGAAAAAUCUCACUUUAACUAAUUCAGUUGGUAUUAUAGCUUUAUUUCUGGAUUGUUAUGAAUAGAAGCUUUUAAAAUCAUUUAUUAUUUAGACUAAAUUAUUUUUAUUCCUACUUUGCUAUGUGCCAUUGCUUCCUUCUCUCAGUUCAGUUCAUUUGCUCAGUUGUGUCCGACUCUUUGUGACCCCAUGAAGCGCAGCACGCCAGGCCUUCCUGUCCAUCACCAACUCCCGGAGUCCACCCAAACCCAUGUCCAUUGA